UACGACUGACUGCUGGACGGCACUCACAACGGAGAGCUAUAUAACAAUAACGUGUCACUACAUCGAUGAGGACUGGCAAGUUAAUUCAGCUGUCCUUCUAACACAGAGUAUGCCUAGCAGACACACAGCUGAGAACCUUGCAGCUAAACUAAUUGAUGCGGUGGAGACAUGGGGACUUAAUGGGAAAGUGUCUGCAUGUGUUCAUGACAAUGCACGCAACAUUGUGGCUGCAAACUCUCCAGAACGGGUGAACUGGGAGUCGGUUCCGUGUUUUGCUCAUACACUACAGCUAGCUGUAAAUGAUGGAUUUAAUGUGUUCGUGCAUCGGGUCAUCGUUGCAGCUGGGCGCCUGGUUAGGCAUUUUAACCACAGCACCCCUGCAUGCAAGGCACUGGAAGAUAAACAAUCACAAAUGAAACUUCCGAAACACCAGCUCAUUCAGUCUUGUAAAACAAGAUGGAACUCGGUGUGUGACAUGUUCGGAAGACUUCUCGAACAAAGGUGGGCUGUUACAGCUGUUCUGUCUGACCGAACGGUUACAAGGCUGCAAGAUGCCAGAACCCUGGAGAUACGAGACGAACACUGGCAAAUAAUGGAGGAGAUUGCACCCGUGUUGGAAACUUUAAAAUGUGCAACCACCAUAAUGUCAUCAGAAAAGAACGUUUCAAUUUCCAACAUUUACCCCAUCACCUUUAGCCUGCUGAACACACACCUGAUGAGAGCCGAGGAUGACGGCCACAGAGUGACGGAGUUCAAGGCAAAAGUUCGGCAGUCCUUAAGUGGCCGCAUGCAGGUUGACAAGGAUGAUCUGGUGGCCAAACCUGCGCUGAUCGCCUCUGUCCUGGACCCUCGCCAUAAACAUCUCCCGUUUUUUGCACAAACGGAGAAAGAAGCCGCAAAAGCAAAACUUAUUGAAAUGUGUGCUGCUAUGGAAAUGGCCAAUGCGGAAGAUGAGACAGCGGUGUCUGCUACCCAAGCUGGAGAUAAAGACCGCAGCCAAAGUAACGCCAUGAUGAUGCUCCUGGGAGAUGACUACAGCGCCCCUCGUCAAGCCACUGAUUAUCCAGAAGAGGUUGACAUCUACAUGAGAGACAAUCCUCCAUCUCUGGAUAUUAAUCCUCUUGACUGGUGGAAAGCAAAUGAAAGGCGCUUCCCGAAGCUGGCCACUCUAGCGAGACGUUACCUGUGUAUUCCCGGGACAUCUGUGCCAUCGGAGAGGGUGUUUUCUGCCGCGGGUCUAACCGUCAACAGGCUGCGCUCCAGACUAACCCCAAAUCACGUUGACAUGUUGCUUUUUUUAAAUAAAAAUUAGACACGGUGUGGAUUGAGGUAGGGCUGCUAUUUUUAUUUAACGAAAAAUCUUAGUCUAACGG
Molecule: messenger RNA, 1373 nt
Organism: Rhinichthys klamathensis goyatoka
Lineage: Eukaryota; Metazoa; Chordata; Actinopteri; Cypriniformes; Leuciscidae
Product: E3 SUMO-protein ligase ZBED1-like
Exons: 2
Coding region: 110-1312 (400 amino acids)
Molecular function (GO): protein dimerization activity
Source: RefSeq, a predicted model, not a curated record